GUGAACACGUGCACGCGGGUUCAGCUCCUAGUGGCACAGCAGCUACUAGGAGCAUGAUUUAUAAAGGAUCCGACUGAAUGCUUAAGACUAAAGUUAAGGUGGGUGUGAGGACAAAAAAGGAAAGAGCAGACUCUUGGAACUGAGAAUGAGCAUCUCGGAAGCCUAAGCUUUGAAAGUGCAGGGACUCAGAGCUGUCCCGGGAAGGCAGGAAAAGCUCCGUUUCCAGCCUUUGGAGCAUGUGACACUGACUUACAACGGGCAUGCCAGUUUCAGCCUCAGAACUUUCGGUCCGACAAAGACGUGGAGAAAAUCCCUGAGGCUACCUGACCCGAGAGAGAUCGAAGCAGUGUCCGGAGGGAUCUGCACCCACUCGGGGCACGAUGAACUCCACUGUCCACCACGGCAUGCACACUUCUCUCCACUUCUGGAACCGCAGCACCUACGGACAGCACGCCAACGCCAGUGAGUCCCUUGGCAAAGGCUACUCUGAUGGAGGGUGCUAUGAGCAACUUUUUGUCUCCCCCGAGGUGUUUGUGACUCUGGGGGUCAUAAGCUUGUUGGAGAAUAUUCUGGUGAUCGUGGCAAUAGCCAAGAACAAGAAUCUGCAUUCACCCAUGUACUUUUUCAUCUGUAGCCUGGCUGUGGCUGAUAUGUUGGUGAGCGUCUCCAACGGCUCAGAAACCAUUGUCAUCACCCUGUUAAACAGCACGGAUACGGACGCACAGAGUUUCACCGUGAAUAUUGAUAAUGUCAUUGACUCGGUGAUCUGUAGCUCCUUGCUUGCAUCGAUUUGCAGCCUGCUUUCCAUUGCAGUGGACAGGUACUUUACCAUCUUUUAUGCUCUCCAGUACCAUAACAUCAUGACGGUUAGGCGGGUUGGGAUCAUCAUAAGUUGUAUCUGGGCGGCCUGCACGGUCUCGGGCAUUCUGUUCAUCAUCUACUCGGACAGCAGUGCUGUUAUCAUCUGUCUCAUCACCAUGUUCUUCACCAUGUUGGCUCUCAUGGCUUCUCUCUAUGUCCACAUGUUCCUCAUGGCCAGACUGCACAUUAAGAGAAUCGCGGUCCUCCCAGGCUCUGGCGCCAUCCGCCAAGGGGCCAACAUGAAGGGUGCAAUCACCCUGACCAUACUGAUUGGAGUCUUUGUUGUCUGCUGGGCCCCCUUCUUCCUCCACUUAAUAUUCUACAUCUCUUGUCCUCAGAACCCAUACUGUGUGUGUUUCAUGUCUCACUUUAACUUGUAUCUCAUCCUGAUCAUGUGUAAUUCCAUCAUCGACCCUCUAAUUUAUGCACUCCGGAGCCAAGAACUGAGGAAAACCUUCAAAGAGAUCAUCUGCUGCUAUCCCCUAGGCGGGCUUUGUGAUUUGUCUAGCAGAUAUUAAAUGGGGACAGAGGAGGUACUAAAACCAUGCAUCAGAGACUUCUUCACUCUCCCACAACCUGAACAAUGUGUUUCAACAACAGCUGCUUCUUCUGUGUAAGGCAUGAGUUGAGAAAAAUCUAUUGCCUAAAUUUAAGUUUAUUAUGUUUUCAUAUGAAAAAAGAAAU
Molecule: messenger RNA, 1545 nt
Organism: Mustela lutreola (European mink)
Lineage: Eukaryota; Metazoa; Chordata; Mammalia; Carnivora; Mustelidae
Gene: MC4R
Product: melanocortin 4 receptor
Exons: 1
Coding region: 381-1379 (332 amino acids)
Biological process (GO): G protein-coupled receptor signaling pathway
Cellular component (GO): membrane
Molecular function (GO): melanocyte-stimulating hormone receptor activity
Source: RefSeq, a predicted model, not a curated record